Molecule: messenger RNA, 1554 nt
Organism: Schistosoma guineensis
Lineage: Eukaryota; Metazoa; Platyhelminthes; Trematoda; Strigeidida; Schistosomatidae
Source: the annotation of a GenBank genome assembly
GGAAACGUCACCAGCGCACUUUGAGUAACUUUGUUGCAGCCCAUUCCAAACUACACUAUCAACUCAUAGUCUCGAUUAAUAAAUUGUAAUAAUCUUACACUUGUGUUGUUACAGACCGCUUUAAAUUAAUUACCUCAUUAAACGUUCUCUAGGGAUCACUGCACCUAACAUUUCACCACCACAAAAAUUACGUUAAAGCUAGAGAAAAACAUACUAGAGGUGAUAUGACUGAAUUGGCUGACAAAAAAUGUGAUGAAACACAAUUAAGCGAGAGGUCAGGUAUUUUUCAGCCUUUGGAUUAUUCGUUUCUGAAUAUAAAAAACGUAUCAGAUUUAACUGUGUGUUGUCCGAGAAUAAUACCUAGUAGCAAUUCGGUCAUUAAAAAGGAUAUAAAUGAAAAAUGGGUUACUCGGACUCUGAAAAUAAAUAACAACCAAAUAGAGGACAUUUCUACACUACCUGUUGUGGUUCAUGAGCUUUUCGGAGAUACGUCCAGCUUAACGUGGUUAGAUAUAUCUUGUAACAACAUACCCAGUAUUCCAAAUGUAAAUUGUAGUUUGUUUUCACUUUCAAUUUUAGCUCAGUCUUUUAGUAGUCUUAAACACCUGAAAAUCAUCUAUAUGCAUGGAAAUAAAAUAGCGACACUUCAGGAAGUGAUAAAACUCAGACAGUUACCGAAGCUCACGAAACUUACGUUACAUGGGAACCCCAUUGAGAAGGAGAAGGUAAUGCCUUAUAUCAGUUCACUGAAACAGCUACUGUUGACCAUGCUGUUCCGUUUUUUAGAAGAACAUACGUCCCAACUCUCAUUGCGACAUCAUCAAGCCAAUUAUGUGGCUUUUGGCCAAGUAUCAUGAUACAUCUUCUAUGCUAAAAAUAGCCUCUUAUAAACACCUAAGGGCUCGAAACAAGCCCUUGAAUUUCGUAGUACAAAUUCUUGUUGUGAGUGGUUUACAUAAGUGUGAAAUGAGGGAACUAAAAAAUACAGUAAUUUGAGAGGGGCUGUGCUUUCCCUACUCUUGAGAAAUAGAGUAAGCAGGCUUAUCUUGAGGAAAAUCACAACAGACUUGUUACAAUGUGGAGAUAACUCCUUUUGGCAUCAUAUAUACUGUGACGACGAUCAUGGUCAAAAGAAUCGUUCACUAAAACACACGCACGAUACAAACACUAAAAAUUGACAUUGCAGUUUGAGGAUUACAUGAUAGUAGAUAUGGACAUAGACUUCCUAAAAGUAUAAGAGGAAGAACAAACUAAAUUUCCUUCGCAUGUUUGUGAUGUGAUAUACGACUUGGAAAUUAUUAUUAAUAAAAUGGCAGCAUUUUUUAUGAUCGGAGCAUCAUGUUUGCAGUGGUGAAGAAACCUUUAUUGGAAUCCGAUAAACCUUAGGAUUGUCAACAUCUUACAUGGGUUACUUUCAUACGGUUCUCUCAAUAUUACCAAACCUAGUAACUCUUGAUUUUACUGGAAUCUCGCAGGCGGACAAACAGACUGCCGCACUGAUCAGACGUCCUGGUCAGAACAAACAUUGAAAGGGGGAUCUCUCCACAUCGUCAG